This is a messenger RNA of Botrytis sinoallii, 2242 nucleotides long. RefSeq lists its product as uncharacterized. The coding region runs from base 366 to 1922 and encodes 518 amino acids. NCBI's taxonomy places the organism in Eukaryota, Fungi, Ascomycota, Leotiomycetes, Helotiales, Sclerotiniaceae. Gene Ontology annotation, molecular function: proline dehydrogenase activity; FAD binding. Gene Ontology annotation, cellular component: mitochondrion. The transcript is spliced from 2 exons. The record is from RefSeq and is a predicted model, not a curated record.
CCAUGUCCCCUCCUCGUCUCUUUGCUGUGUUGUAUAUGUUUGAUUAUUGAUUGUUGAUACCGUACUUACCAUUCACUCACACCUCCGAUUUCGCUGCUUUGAUUUCUUCUUCAUUUUCCCCUGGAAUUCUUUUGUAUCUCCCAAGUUCUCUUUUCCUAUUUAAAUUCCUCAUCGAUCCUGAUUUCCUUCUCUAUUCUUCUUUCCCUUCAUUCCUGUUUGUUUGUACAUAUCAGUCCUUCUCGCAGUCAGUCAGUAUUCAUUGCGCAACUUAGAGGAAACCGAACCACAGAAAGAGAAACAUAAAGCCGUAUUGAUACCUUUGUUUGUCUAUUUAUCGACUUCAAAACUCCUUCACACUUUCCAUCAUGUCGAACUUAAUAUCUCGGAAAGCAUUACUAUGUUCUCGAAGACCAUUCCUGAUUGCACCUUCAAAUUAUAGAAGAUUAUCUUCUAGAACAUCCCCUCUUCAAUCUACUUAUACUGGAAGUCCCACUUCAGCUUCUGCUGCUUCCGAUGUUCUUCAUCCAAUACAAUCCAAUACGGAUUCAACAUCUAAAUCAGCUACUAUGCCAAAGAUUAGUCCGCUGUCAAUAUUACCUCUGAGUAAUGUUGUAAGAUCUUUGGUUAUCAAUACUAUUUCUUCUUCUCCUUUACUUCUCGCACCAUCCCUCAAAAUAAUGACCAUCCUCGCCCAUUCUCAAAAUCCCAUCUUAUCACCCGAUCGCAAUCCCGUUUUACGAUUCUUCCUCAAAAAUACCUUUUACAAACAAUUUUGUGCUGGUGAAACCCACGCCGAAGUUCAAAAGACGGUUCGCGGAAUUAAAGAUCUUGGUUUCAAAGGUGUUUUUCUCUGUUAUGCAAGAGAAGUUGAGAAAUCGCCAGGUGCCAAUAUCGAUGUGGAGAAGUGUGUCAAGAAUGAAGUUUUACCUUGGGCUGAAGGUACUUUGGCGACUGUUCGAUUAGCUGGUCCGGGAGAUUUCGUUUCCAUCAAGGUUACUGGAGCGGGAAGUUUAGCUCUACAAGCUUUGGAAGCAAAGGGAGUUUGUCAUGAUACACUCAAAAAGGCGAUUGAUGAUAUUUGUGCUCUGGGUGCAGAACGAGGUGUCAAAUUAGCUUUUGAUGCGGAACAUGCUGCUGUGCAAGCGGGGAUUGAUCUUUGGACUUUGAAAUACAUGAAGAGAUAUAAUAAGCCCGGCAAAGGAGGAGCAGUUAUCUAUGGCACUUAUCAAGCAUAUCUCAAAGCCUGUCCCCAAGUCGUCGCAAACCACAUGGCCAUUGCGCAAAAGGAAAACUUCACCCUCGGAGUCAAAUUAGUUCGAGGCGCGUACAUGGGAUCGGAUCCUCGCGAAUUAAUCCACGAUACCAAACGCGAAACAGAUGAAUGUUAUGAUGGCAUUGCCGAGGCAUUGAUUCGUCAAACUCCCAAUGCGAUUCUGAAACCGGAAAAUGGAGCGGGAAAAACAUUCCAAGCUGUGGAUUUGGCGCUCGCAGGUCACAAUUUGGAAUCGGUUAGAAAGGCACAGGCGAUUCGUACCGAACAGGCUGAGAAGGGCGAAGAGCGAAUCGAAUUAUGCUAUGCACAAUUGCAAGGUAUGGCAGAUGAAGUAUCCUGCGAACUUGUCGCGGAGGGAAAAUUAGCCGAAUCGAUGAAUUCUUCACAUGCUCAGGAUUCAAAAGUUACAGUUCAUGGAGGAAUCAAUGAAUUGAUUGGCGGAACUAAGGGGGGAAAAGAUCAAUCGCAUCUGAAAACGGAUAUUCCAAAGGCUUAUAAGUAUUUGACUUGGGGAACUACUGGGGAGUGUAUGAAAUAUCUUUUGAGGAGAGCCUAUGAAAAUCGAGAUGCGGUGGGGAGAACGAGAGAGGGAAGAAAUGAAAUGGGUAGGGAAUUGGUGAGGAGAGUUAAGGGGGUUUUUGGUGCGUGAUGAGAUGAGAUGAAAUGAGAUGAUGAAAUGAGAUGAUACGGAUUAAGGUCUUUUGAUAUAUUGCAUUGCAUAGCGAUGGAUGAAUGGGGUUGGAUUGGGUUGUUUUGUUUUGUUUUGUUUUUUGGGCUGAAUCGCAUUUUUACAUCUUUGCAUUUUUACAUCUUGAUAUCUUGUAUGCGAGCGAGCUUUUUAUGAUAGCUACAUAUAUACCAUACCAUACCAUACCUAGUUUGUACGUAUGUACCUAGGUAGGUAGGUAGAUAGGUACUAGGUAGUUAGGUGAGUUAAAUAAGCGAAUACCAAUACUUUUUCGAUUACCU